This is a messenger RNA of Ziziphus jujuba (common jujube), 5802 nucleotides long. RefSeq names its product ARF guanine-nucleotide exchange factor GNOM. Gene Ontology annotation, biological process: regulation of ARF protein signal transduction. Gene Ontology annotation, molecular function: guanyl-nucleotide exchange factor activity. The record is from RefSeq and is a predicted model, not a curated record. NCBI's taxonomy places the organism in Eukaryota, Viridiplantae, Streptophyta, Magnoliopsida, Rosales, Rhamnaceae. The coding region runs from base 958 to 5367 and encodes 1469 amino acids. The transcript has 4 exons.
CAAAAAACAACAAAAAAAAAAAGUUUAAAUAUUAAAGAGAAUUCAUUUUUUCAUAAAAAACUAGAAGCCGGCAACGUGUAUGAGUGGUUGAUCUUUUGCCGGCAACGGCUCUGAUCGCAUCGAAGCGAAAGCGAAACUAAAAUAAGAAAAAAAGGAUAAAAAAAAAAAGAACGAAAACACGGUGACUGGCCGAGUCUUGUGUGUCGCCGCAGCAGCUAAAACCCAAGUCCUUCGCGAUCCCAUUUCUCUCUGCAUAUAGUGUUUUAGGGUUUCUGCUGUUCUCGGCAUUUUGCCAAAUCAAGAGAAAAAACUUAGAGAUUAUGUAUGAACGCAAAAAUUCAGUAUUCUGUGCAUGCGGGUCAACUUGGAAUGUUGUUGUUGUUGGUGCCAUGAAAUGGGAAUUUUCACCUUCAUUUUUGGACUUUCUCUUAUUUGUCUCAUACAAAACGGAUACAGUCUGUCCUUUUGAGGAGUUAUGUUACGCUGUCUCAGGGUAGUAAUGAUUCCUUAUUACUGAUUUGCUUCAGCAUGCUCUUAAGUUGGUUGGAAGUUAGUAAGUAAUGGAUUGUGUUGGCAUCAGUUCCAGUGAAAAAGUUGGAAGAGAGAAGGGAAACAGUGAGAUUGAUCCUGGAUAGAGCUGGUGCUUGUGGUUGCUGGACUGUGGUAGUGUUGGCAUUGCAUAUAGGACUAGAGCACACCUUAUAUAUAUUUUGCCGAAAAGGAUUUCAAGGGGAGGUCAUAAAGAAGAUAAAACAAGUUUGUGUUAGUAUCGAGGCUUCUCUGUGUUACUUGUUGCAGUUCACUCAACUAAUUCAAUAUGUGAAUUUUCUAAAAAGUAUGCCUUUGCAUGUCUGUAGAUUGUGAAGGUAUGCUUUGCUUAUGUUUCUUCGCCUUCUGUGCAUAGACGUUGGUAAAUACUGGUAGAACUUGGGUUCUAUCUUAAGAAAUUGUUGAAAGAUGGGACGUCUAAAGCUGCAGACUGGAAUCAAGGCAAUUGAGGAAGAACCUGAGGACUGUGAUGCUACUUGUUCUAAUAAAGCGACUUUAGCAUGCAUGAUUAAUUCAGAAAUAGGAGCUGUAUUGGUAGUUAUGAGGAGAAAUGUAAGAUGGGGGGGUCGGUAUAUGUCGGGUGAUGAUCAGCUGGAACACUCUCUAAUUCAGUCUUUGAAGGCAUUACGCAAGCAAAUUUUUUCAUGGCAGCAUCAGUGGCAGACCAUCAACCCUGCAGUGUAUCUCCAGCCUUUUUUGGAUGUGAUUCGAUCGGAUGAAACUGGUGCACCGAUUACUGGUGUUGCUUUGUCAUCGGUUUACAAGAUCUUAACACUUGAUGUGAUUGACCAAAAUACUGUGAAUGUUGAAGAUGCAAUGCACUUGUUGGUUGAUGCUGUCACUAGUUGCCGUUUUGAGGUGACUGAUCCUGCAUCUGAGGAAGUAGUACUGAUGAAGAUAUUACAGGUACUUCUGGCUUGCAUGAAGGGUAAAGCAUCUGUUAUGUUGAGUAAUCAGCAUGUCUGCACCCUUGUGAAUACAUGUUUCCGUAUAGUCCACCAAGCAGGAACAAAAGGUGAAUUGUUGCAACGGAUAGCUCGGCACACUAUGCAUGAACUUGUUAGGAGUAUUUUCUCACACCUUCCAGAUAUUGACAACACAGAAGGUGCGCUGGUAAAUGGAGUCAAUACUGUCAAACGGGAGAUUGAUGGGCUAAAUAAUGAGUAUGCAUUUGGAAGUAGACAAUUGGAGAAUGGCAACAUGAGUACUGAGUAUGAUGGUCAAUCAUUAUCAACGAAUCUUGCUUCUAAUGCUUCUAUAGUGGCUGGAAUGGAUGAAGAUACGAUUAGAGUUGGUACUGGGAAAGGCAAUGAUCCAUAUGACUUGCAUCUCAUGACUGAGCCUUAUGGAGUUCCCUGUAUGGUGGAAAUAUUCCACUUCCUUUGUUCUUUGUUAAAUGCUGUUGAGAAUAUUGGAUUAGGUCCCAAAUCUAAUACCAUAGCAUUUGAUGAAGAUGUUCCUCUUUUUGCCUUGGGUUUGAUUAAUUCUGCUAUAGAGGUGAGUGGCCCCUCUAUUAGGCAUCAUCCUAGAUUAUUGACUUUAAUUCAGGAUGAAUUGUUUCGUAGUCUGAUGCAAUUUGGCCUGUCAAUGAGUCCACUUAUUCUUUCGGUGGUAUGCAGCAUUGUUCUUAAUUUGUACCAUCAUCUAUGUACUGAACUCAAACUACAGCUGGAGGCUUUCUUUUCUUGUGUAAUUUUGAGGCUUGCACAAAGCAGAUUUGGAGCAUCUUACCAGCAGCAAGAGGUUGCUAUGGAGGCUCUCGUUGACUUCUGCAGACAGAAGACGUUUAUGGUGGAGAUGUAUGCUAACUUAGAUUGUGACAUAACUUGCAGUAAUGUCUUUGAAGACCUUGCCAAUCUUUUAUCCAAGAGUGCUUUCCCUGUUAACUGCCCUUUGUCAUCAAUGCAUAUUCUUUCUCUGGAUGGUCUUAUUGCUGUUAUUCAGGGAAUGGCCGAGAGGAUAGGCAAUGGGUUAGUUAGUUCAGAGCAGUCUCCCAUGAAUAUUGAGGAAUAUACUCCAUUUUGGAUGGUGCAGUGUGAUAGCUACGCUGACCCUAAUCAUUGGGUCCCUUUUGUUCGCCGGAGAAAGUAUAUUAAGAGAAGGUUGAUGAUUGGAGCUGAUCACUUUAAUCGUGACCCCAAGAAAGGGCUAGAGUUUCUCCAAGGAACACACCUCUUGCCUGACAAACUUGAUCCUGAAAGUGUGGCCUGCUUUUUCAGGUAUACUGCUGGGUUGGAUAAGAAUCUUGUUGGUGAUUUUCUGGGAAAUCAUGAUGAGUUUUGUGUUCAGGUUCUUCAUGAAUUUGCUUGGACUUUCGAUUUCCAAGACAUGAAUUUGGAUACUGCAUUGCGACUUUUUUUGGAAACAUUUCGACUGCCCGGAGAAUCACAAAAGAUACAAAGGGUGCUUGAAGCAUUCUCAGAGAGAUAUUAUGAGCAGUCGCCACAGAUUCUGGCUAACAAGGAUGCUGCUCUCUUAUUAUCAUAUUCACUUAUAUUGCUGAACACUGAUCAGCACAAUGUCCAAGUGAAGAAAAAAAUGACUGAAGAGGACUUCAUCCGGAAUAAUCGGCGGAUCAAUGGAGGCAAUGAUCUACCUAGAGAUUUUCUUUCAGAGCUGUACCACUCGAUAUGCAAGAAUGAGAUCCGCACAAUUCCAGAACAGGGUGCUGGUUUUUCUGAAAUGACCCCGAGCCGGUGGAUUGACCUAAUGCACAAAUCCAAGAAAACUGCCCCAUUCAUUCUGUCAGAUUCUAAAGCCUACCUUGACCAUGACAUGUUUGCUAUAAUGUCAGGGCCAACUAUUGCUGCUAUCUCUGUGGUAUUUGAUCAUGCAGAACAUGAAGAAGUAUUCCAAACAUGUAUUAAUGGAUUCCUAGCCAUAGCUAAAAUUUCUGCAUGCCAUCAUCUUGAAGAUGUGCUGGAUGAUCUGGUUGUGUCUCUAUGUAAGUUCACAACACUGUUGAACCCAUCAUCUGUUGAGGAACCUGUGCUGGCAUUUGGUGAUGACUCGAAAGCACGAAUGGCAACUGUAACAGUCUUCACUAUUGCCAAUAAGUAUGGUGAUUACAUUCGCACAGGUUGGAGAAAUAUUCUGGACUGCACCCUAAGGUUACACAAGCUUGGCCUUCUUCCAGCUCGUGUGGCCAGUGAUGCAGCUGAUGAGUCCGAACCCUCUGUUGACACUGGACAUGGCAAGCCUUUAACAAAUUCUCUAUCUACUGCUCAUAUGCCUUCUGUGGGUACUCCAAGGAGAUCCUCUGGAUUGAUGGGGCGAUUUAGUCAAUUGUUAUCUCUUGACACAGAGGAGCCAAGAUCUCAACCUACUGAACAACAACUUGCUGCUCAUCAACGCACCCUUCAGACGAUUCAAAAAUGCCAUAUUGACAGCAUAUUUACUGAAAGUAAGUUUCUGCAGGCUGAAUCUUUAUCACAGCUUGCACGAGCACUUACUUGGGCUGCAGGGCGACCCCAGAAAGGGAGCAAUUCUCCUGAAGAUGAAGAUACCGCAGUUUUCUGUCUAGAGUUGCUAAUUGCCAUUACCUUGAAUAACAGGGAUAGGAUUGUGCUUCUUUGGCAGGGUGUCUAUGAGCACAUAGCCAGCAUUGUUCAGUCAACUGUCAUGCCAUGUGCCCUGGUUGAGAAGGCUGUUUUUGGACUUCUUCGUAUUUGUCAGCGGCUGCUUCCGUACAAGGAGAACCUUGCAGAUGAGCUUUUGAGGUCACUGCAACUUGUGUUGAAACUUGAUGCCCGGGUUGCUGAUGCGUACUGUGAGCAAAUUACGCAGGAAGUCAGUCGCCUUGUAAAAACAAAUGCCUCUCACAUCAGAUCCCAAAUGGGUUGGCGGACCAUCACAUCCCUACUUUCCAUCACUGCUCGACACCCAGAAGCCUCAGAGGCUGGAUUUGAUGCAUUGUUGUUUAUUAUGUCUGAUGGAGCACAUUUGUUGCCAGCCAAUUAUGUUCUAUGUGUUGAUGCUUCAAGGCAGUUUGCUGAGUCUCGUGUUGGACAGGCAGAGCGUUCUGUUCAUGCAGUGGAUCUAAUGGCAGGUUCUGUUGAUUGUUUAGCACGGUGGGCAUGUGAGGGUAAGGAAGCAAUGGGAGAGGAAGAAGCUAUGAAGAUGACUCAGGACAUUGGAGAGAUGUGGUUGAGGCUUGUCCAGGGAUUGAGAAAAGUUUGUUUGGACCAGAGGGAAGAGGUUAGAAAUCAUGCUUUACUGUCGUUACAAACGUGCUUGACAAGAAUGGAUGGGAUACAUCUUCCUUAUGGUUUCUGGUUACAGUGCUUUGAUCUAGUGAUAUUCACAUUGCUUGAUGACUUGCUUGAUAUUAUUGCACAAGGAUCCUCCCAGAAGGACUAUCGGAACAUGGAAGGAACGCUUAUCUUUGCAUUGAAGCUCUUGUCCAAGGUAUUUCUGCAGUUGCUUCCUGACCUAUCUCAGUUAACAACUUUCUGCAAGUUAUGGCUUGGUGUUCUUAACCGAAUGGAGAAAUAUGCAAAGGUGAAAGUUAGAGGUAAAAAAAGUGAGAAGCUUCAGGAACUUGUGCCUGAGCUGCUCAAGAACACCUUGCUUGUUAUGAAGACAAGAGGUGUGCUUGUGCAGAGGACUGCCUUAGGUGGUGACAGUUUGUGGGAGCUGACAUGGCUAAAUGUGAAUAAAAUUGCUCCAUCUUUGCAAUCUGAGGUUUUUCCUGAUCAAAAUUCAGAGCAAUCAGAGGGUAAGCAAGGUGAACCUUUGGAAGGUCUGUUAUCUAAUGAAUCAAGUGAUGUUCCUGCAACUAAAGCAACACUUUCUGAAGGUGCUGCAGGUGGAGGUUAGCAUGUUCUACAUAAUGUUGGCAACCAGACCUUUUCUCUUAGUACAUGUCCAUAAGCAUUGAGCUAUUAUACGAGAUAGUCUUAGUUCAGAAAUUUAAUCAACAGAACCUCAUGGACCACAUGUUGACGUGGUUGGAGAGAUGCUAGAUGAGGGCCGAUUGGCAACCCAGGCAAGUUGGUUGGUGUCUUAGUAAUGAUCUCGGUAUUCCGUUUCAUGAUUUGGCUCCGGCAAAAUUUUUUUAUGGUGUAUUUCCAGAUAAGUAGUGGAUUUCUCUGAUGGUAUAUUUUACUUACGUUAGUAAGAAUGCUUAUUAGGCUAAUAGUUUUACCAUUUUUUUUUUUUUUAUAAAUUUUUUUUUCUAUGUUAUAUUGAAAAAUUCGUGAGAAGGAAGUUUAUCUAUACCACAAUAUAAGGAAAUCUUUUAAUAGUUUUGUA